Molecule: messenger RNA, 747 nt
Organism: Bathycoccus prasinos
Lineage: Eukaryota; Viridiplantae; Chlorophyta; Mamiellophyceae; Mamiellales; Bathycoccaceae
Exons: 1
Coding region: 1-747 (248 amino acids)
Molecular function (GO): FMN binding
Source: RefSeq, a predicted model, not a curated record
AUGGCGCAUAACAUAGUUCUGAGCGCAUCAACCGCGGCGACGAAAUGUUCUUCGCAAGUGUGGCGCGCUGCUUUGAAGAAGGCGAUGGACGCGAACAAAUCUCUACCGAAUGCAAAAUAUAUCCAAGUCGCGACAACGGGAGCGAACGCAUCGAUGGACGAUCAAAACGACGAGAGUGGGUUUCCAGCAAUCCGUACGGUUGUAUUUAGAGGUUUCCUGGACCGAGACCCGACGAAAGUGACGUUCGUGACCGAUAAGCGUUCGAAGAAAGUAGGUGAUUUUGCUGUCAACAACAAGUGCGAAAUUUGCUGGUAUUUUCCAAAGAGCAGAGAGCAGUUCCGACUGCGUGGAUUUGCCAACGUCAUCACGAAUGAAUCGACCGAUGAGAUUGACAUAAGAGACCGCUCGAUAUCGUGGAAAAAAAUGCGCCCAGGCGCGAGAGGGCAAUUUGCUUGGCCGGAACCAGGACAACCGCGUCUGCCGGAACACGAGGAAGCUUACGAUGUCGACAGACUGAUAGAAAACGAAGACGAAUUCGAAAACAUGUGGCCGAAAGAUAAUGUUCUGGAAAACUUUUGCCUCGUCACCGUGGACGUAAACCGCAUCGAUCAUCUAAAGCUGAAAGGAAACAAACGAUAUUUAUAUAGCCGUGAACAAAAUAGCGAGGGAGAUACUCGCAGUAAUAAUAGCGCUAAUAACGAAGAAGAAGAAAAAAAUGAAUGGAUGGUGUGCGAGUUAUGCCCGUAG